Messenger RNA from Panicum virgatum (switchgrass), 834 nucleotides. RefSeq lists its product as uncharacterized. The transcript is spliced from 4 exons. The record is from RefSeq and is a predicted model, not a curated record. Lineage: Eukaryota; Viridiplantae; Streptophyta; Magnoliopsida; Poales; Poaceae. The coding region runs from base 1 to 834 and encodes 277 amino acids.
AUGAGGAAGAAGGUAACAAAUGAGAAGAAGCUAUCCAAUGCGGAGAAGGUAAACAAUGCAGUCAUGGAUAACAAUCUCACAGAAGCGGAUUAUAUAUUUUUCCCAUCUAUCAUUGCAAAUAGUAGCCACCGUGAUGGAGCUAUAUACAAGAACAAGCUUUUAAAGGAAAACUGGUACGAUAUCGACAUUAAUGACCGCACCGAGAUGACACUGGCUGAGUGUUCCAUCAGCAAUGACUCAAUACCACUGUAUGGGUACAUAGCAGCACGGGAUGAUCGGGAUGGCAAGCGGAACUAUGUUUUAAAUCGUAGUAGAGAUGAUCCCAUCAAUGUGCAGAAGGGUUCUCUCAUUCAAAUGACUGGCCCUAAGAGAGGCAUUGAAAUGGUUUCCCCUGUUUUAUUAGAGUUUGAUAUGAGGAUAAAAAAUGGAGGGCAAGAGGAGGAGGAUCUGCAGUUGAUAGAUGGAGCAAUAAAAUGCAUGAUGGAACUCAUGUCGUGGAAACCAAUCAAACACCGCAUUGAGGGCAAUUGUGGUGCUGUUGACAUAUCUUUAGCGUGUAUUGAUUUCGCGGUUGAGGCAACGAUAGAAGUUGUCAUAUCAGAAGGAUCUCCAGAGAGACGCCGCAAAUGCACAGUGCAAGAUCAGUCGUGUGGCUUGAGAAGGUUUGUGGUUGCAGUUACGUAUGGUGAUCUGAUGAUAUUGAAAUUCAAGUUGGGCAACAAUAACGCCGAACGCCAUCGUUCGUUUAAAGCUAAGCUAUAUGGAUGUUCUAGCAGGCGGAUAAAGCACGACCUGGCUAACAUCUCGGUGAAGGUGACUUGGUCCACUAUUUGA